AUGCUUUCAGAGUACCUUUUCCUUCUCCAACGAUCCUUUUGUUCCCGCAGGGAGCCGGUGGAUGAAGUCCUCCAAAUCCCCCCUUCGCUGCUGACAUGUGGCGGUUGCCAGCAGAACAUUGGGGACCGCUACUUCCUGAAAGCCAUUGAUCAGUACUGGCACGAAGACUGCCUGAGCUGUGACCUGUGUGGCUGCAGGCUUGGGGAAGUGGGGAGACGACUGUAUUACAAACUGGGCAGAAAGCUCUGCAGAAGGGACUAUCUCAGGCUCUUCGGCCAGGAUGGCCUCUGCGCCUCCUGCGACAAGCGGAUCAGGGCGUACGAGAUGACCAUGCGGGUGAAGGACAAAGUGUACCACCUUGAAUGCUUCAAAUGCGCUGCUUGCCAGAAACAUUUCUGUGUUGGGGACAGAUACCUCCUCAUCAACUCGGACAUAGUGUGUGAACAGGACAUCUAUGAGUGGACUAAGAUAAAUGGAAUGAUCUAGCCAAGACGUGGCCUCGUAGCCUAUAAAAGACAUCUCUGGGUGACACCAAUGCAUAGCUGCCCUGAGGAGAUCAUCACCUGAGCUAUGGGCUUUGUCUAAAAUGGGGGCAAAACACCACGGAGUCGGCCCUUGGCAGGCAGUGCUACGUAGAAUCUAAACUACAUAUAGGUGAAGAAGGCAGACCGAAGCAAUAGUAGAUAGACUGACUUCUGUUAACA
This is a messenger RNA of Eurypyga helias (sunbittern), 704 nucleotides long. RefSeq names its product LIM domain only 2 (rhombotin-like 1) (gene LMO2). The transcript has 2 exons. Bases 1 to 486 code for a protein of 161 amino acids. Lineage: Eukaryota; Metazoa; Chordata; Aves; Eurypygiformes; Eurypygidae. The record is from RefSeq and is a predicted model, not a curated record. Gene Ontology annotation, biological process: positive regulation of transcription by RNA polymerase II. Gene Ontology annotation, cellular component: nucleus. Gene Ontology annotation, molecular function: DNA-binding transcription factor binding; transcription coactivator activity.